AGAAGAAGCGCUACCGGGAGUCCUAUAUCAGUGACACACUAGACAUGGAUCUGGACCCCUGCGAUAAGAAUUCGCGUGGCAGCGGGAGCAGCGGGGGCAGCCGGAGGGAUAAACGUCUCUCACGCCAGUCCACGGGGAGUCACGGNAGCUCUCACACGUCGGGUAUUGAGGCUGACUCCAGGCACCGGGUGUCGGUGGAAAUGUCAGUGGAUGAGCCCUUCAGCAUUGACCGGGUGCAUAGGAAAGAGAAAUCCUGCAGCUCAACCAUCAGCUACGGUAGCUCUGGCAUUGACAGUGGCAGCAAAGGGCGGGCUGAAGACGACUCUCAGGACGACGAGCUUGAGCUGGCAGUAGAUGAGCCAGAGGAGGUGCCUGUAGAUGAGCCUUUAGAGGGAGACCAGUUAGAGGAGGCCACUGUGGGAGAAUCUGUUGAACCUCUUCCUCUAGAUGCUGCUGGCUGCCAAGCUAUAAAUCGUGAAUCGCUGUCUGUGGUGCAAGUCACGCUAAUAAAAAUGAGAGGUCAAAGUGUGGAAUCCCUUCAGCAGGUCAGAUCACCCAAAAGCAGGAGCUGCACGGACCAGCACAGCCAGAGUUUGGACGACAUCCGCCUUUACAAGCACCGGCACCCACCACUAAGUGCCACACUGUCUUCGGACACAUCCCACAGCUACACGUUUGGCUGCAGCCUGGAGGAUAAGCUGUCUAUCUAUGGCUGCGUUUAUUCCACAGUGGACUGCAAAACCAAGUCUGCCCUUUAUGGGAAGCGAUCCAUGAACUGCCUCUCCUUGGAUCUUCUGGGAGAGGACCAGCUGCCGGAGGAGUUUGUGGUGUAAUGAGAUUGGAGCUCUUCCAUACCAGGAAACAGCUCAUCAUGGAAAUAUAUACCUCAUUAACACAUGUGAUGUCACUCUGGUUCUUGCAGGAGAUUGUGAGCGGCUUUGUUACUCAGCUCCAUAAUCAGUAAGUGGCAUCACUUCUGCAGACCUGACUACAGGGCAAAUAAACUGGAGCGUAGCACUUAACGUUGGCGUUUGAAGUGUCUGUCUGAGCAGAAAAUGGAAGUGGCCUGCACCAUUAGCAGUGACACAACCAACAUAAAAACCAAAAACAGUGGACCAAAACUGACGCUGAGCUAGUAAAGCAGACACUGUGUCUAAAUGGAUUUAUCAGAAAGAAAUUUGAAGUCUAUGUCAGUUUUUCCUGCCUUUCUCUUGUGGUCCAUUUAUGUUAAUGCUAGUGUACAAAUAGUUUGGUUGUCUUGAGUUUGUGCUGCUGCAACACUGCCAACAGCUGUCAGGCCAGGAUAUGGUCUGAGCACAUUUGGAGGUUUGUGU
This is a messenger RNA of Fulmarus glacialis (Northern fulmar), 1334 nucleotides long. RefSeq names its product FERM domain-containing protein 6-like. The annotation marks the transcript as partial. The transcript is spliced from 5 exons. NCBI's taxonomy places the organism in Eukaryota, Metazoa, Chordata, Aves, Procellariiformes, Procellariidae. The record is from RefSeq and is a predicted model, not a curated record.